Messenger RNA from Ornithorhynchus anatinus (platypus), 1238 nucleotides. It is a transcript of the gene GPR150, whose product is annotated as G protein-coupled receptor 150. The transcript has a single exon. The annotation marks the transcript as partial. Gene Ontology annotation, molecular function: peptide binding; G protein-coupled receptor activity. Gene Ontology annotation, biological process: G protein-coupled receptor signaling pathway. The record is from RefSeq and is a predicted model, not a curated record. NCBI's taxonomy places the organism in Eukaryota, Metazoa, Chordata, Mammalia, Monotremata, Ornithorhynchidae.
GGGCCGGACCUGGUGCUGGCGCAGCUGGCCCUGGCCGACCUCUACCUCUGCGGGGGCUGGGUGGUCCCGCAGCUGCUGUCCGGGGAGGGGUCCGGCCCCCCGCCCGGGACGUCGUCCUGCCGCCUGCUGCGGCUGCUGCGGGCCUCGGGGCUCCUGGCCCCGGCCAACAUGCUGGCCCUGCUGGCCCUGCUGGCCCUGGAGCCCCAGCGCCGGCUCGGCCGACCCCGCGCCCUGGCCGCCCUGGCCUGGCUGCUCGCCCUGCUGCUCGCCCUGCCGCAGGCCCUCGUCCCCCGCGACGGGGGCCGGGAGCCCGCCGGGGCCGCCCCGGAGGGCUCCCCGGAGGCGGCGGCCCCGCCGGGCCCCUGCCGCCUCGACGCCGGGCCUCGCCCGCGCUGGCACGUGCAGCUCCUCGCCCUCUACGGGGCCACCGCCGGCCUGGCCGCCCCGCUGGCCGUGCUGGCCGUGGCCUGCGGCCGCCUGGUCUGGGCCCAGAGGACGGGACGGACGAGGGACCCCCCUCCCGCCCGGGCCCCGACCCCGGCCCGGGCCUCGACCCGGACCCGGGCCACGGGCCCGUCCGGCCUCCCCCGGGCCAAGGCGCGCAGCCUGCACAUGACCCUGACCCUCGCCCUGCUCUCCGUGGCCUGCCAGCUGCCCUACUUCGCGGCCGAGCUGGCGGCGGCCUGGGCGGCGGGACCCCCGGCCGGGGGCGAGGGCCUGGCCUCCGCGCUGGACGUCGUGGUGGCCACCCACGGCGCCCUCGACCCCUACGUCUGCCUCUUCUUCCAGCCCCGGGGCCGGCGACGGCGACGACGGCGGGGGCCGCUGGACUGCUGCGGCCGCUGCCCCCGCCUGCCCGGGGCCCGGGACCGGGACCGGGGCCGGGACGAGGAGGACGAGGAGGACGAGGAGGCCGGGGGCGUCCAGCCCUACCACCGGAGCCGGUGGCCCUUCCGCUACCAGCACCCUCACCCGCGCCGCGGCCGCCCCCAAGGCCCGGCCCCCUCUCCCAGGCAGCCCUCCUGCUCCUGCCAGAGCGUCUUCUAGGCGGCCGGAGAGACCCUCGGGGCCGGCGGACCCUCUUGGGGGCUGCUGGGGGGGGGGGAACCCCUCACCCCCCACGGACACGGACCCGGUUGCGGACCCGCGUGGGCCGUAGGGUUGGCCCUUGUAGACUGUGAGCCCGACGUGGGCAGGGAUUGUCUCUCUUUAUUGCUGAAUUGUACCUUCCAAACACU